Exophiala spinifera is the source of this 2001-nucleotide messenger RNA. RefSeq lists its product as uncharacterized. Gene Ontology annotation, biological process: DNA-templated transcription. Lineage: Eukaryota; Fungi; Ascomycota; Eurotiomycetes; Chaetothyriales; Herpotrichiellaceae. The coding region runs from base 1 to 2001 and encodes 666 amino acids. The transcript is spliced from 10 exons. Gene Ontology annotation, molecular function: DNA binding; zinc ion binding. The record is from RefSeq and is a predicted model, not a curated record.
AUGGAGAGGCCGGUGCGACCAUCACAACAGCAAAGUCAAGCCAGGAAUGACAGUCCCCACCAUGGUGUUCUGCCUCCGUUCAGAGACCUGGUCCAGCGAGGUACCGUAGCAGUCUCGCCAUCCAGGCCGAAUGCUCAACAAGAAACCGUAGCUCUGGGUGGGUCUAGCAGCGGUGACACAACGCCAGGAAGUGUUGUCGAUUCGUGGCGACCUCCAAAUGGUAACCUCGAAAGGUUUGAUGCCUUCCUGGGGAAUCACUCCGACACCUACGCCCCGCUGUUCGUGGAUCAGUUGCCACAAGCAUUGGCGAAGACUCCAGCAUACGGCGCCACAGGCUCGAGCUUAGAGUCUGCUUCCUUGUCCAGGGACCAUGUACCGACCGUAGUGUCUCCAAAAACGGCUGCAGAGCAUCCAGAUCAUCUCGAUGCUGCUGAUAUUGCUUUCCUGAAAGCGAAAGGAGCGUUUGAUCUGCCGCCGACCAACUUGCAGCGUGAGCUUGUCGAGUCGUAUUUCAAGUAUAUCAACCCGGCUUCCCCUGUCGUCAAUCAAACAAGGUUUCGCGCAGAUUUCGACCGAGGGGUUGUAAGUCGACUACUCCUGUUUGCAGUAUUUACCGCCGGCUCCAAAGCGUGCCAAAGCCCCCUACUUAUCGAUGUUCGCGGAACUCGAUUGAAGAGUGGCCAACAGUACUUUAAAAUCACCAAAGCACUGCUCGACACGAGCUACGAGACAGACAAACUUACUCAGGUCCAGGCACUUCUUCUAAUGUCUUGGUGGUGGGAUAAGCACGAUGACGGUCGCAAUAUGCGUACAUAUGCCAUCAAAGCCAUCUCCGUUGCUCAGAGCCUUGGUAUGGGUCGGUGGAUUCAAUACCCGACAUCAGAUCCCGUGCUGUGUGGCUUAUGGAAGAAGGUGUGGUGGUGUUGUGUAAUUCGCGAUGCAACAACGUCGACAGCGAGUCGACUCCCCCUCUUCCUGCGAGAUAGCGACUGGGAUGUACCUCUACUAAGCGCUGACGACUUUGUCGAAGACGAUGGGCUUUCUUGCUCCGAGUCUGAAAUUCAAUUCUUCAUCCAGCUUGCAAAGCUAUCCGAAAUGUUAGGAAUGGUCUUGAUGAAGAAUUAUCGUCGAAUUCUUGCCCAAGAUCGCGACUUUGCGAUGGAACUUGAUCGCCUCCAGCGAGAAUGGUUUGACAAUGUUCCGGAAGAGCUCCAAUACGAUGUCGACGAUACUCAGCGUCAUCGCUACUGGCCAGCGUAUCUCAACAUAUACUUCUUCACUAUGAUCUGUAUUGAUGGACUGGAGAGGUCGGGCCUCAAGACGCAGACGCAGGGCAAAGAGCAGGCCUCGGAUCAAUACUGGUCGCAGGCUCGAGGUUUGGCGGCAGCGUCUAUGGUCAUCAAAACUAUACGAAACCUCAAAGCGCACGGUCAAAUAGGACAGUGUCACGGAUUUAUGAUCAACUCACUACUCUACUGUCUGAUAUAUUGUAAGAUUGAGGCCGAGUCUCCGCGAUCAGAAGUCCGAGCAUAUGCAAGACAGAAGUACUCCAUCUGCUUGAAUGCGCUGUACGAUUUCGGCCAGCUCUGGGUCAGUGCGUCGUAUCUGCACACAGUGUUUGAGGCCCUCCAACCCGCCAUGAACGGAUCCAACCAGAAACCAGGCCCAAACUCGCUAUUUGACCAAGGCGACAUGCAACCGUGGCCGUCUGAAGUCAAGAGCUCGGCUGAGAUCGGGAACAGUGUCAUGAGAAUUAUUCUUGCUGCUGAAAGACCUUCUGGUCCAUUGCAAUUGCACGACAAAGACCAUGAUGGUGUUUCACCGCCAGACCGGCAGUUGACAGAUACAAACCUUCAUCCGGUCUCUCUCGAUACGCUGCUGCAGAAUGAUCUGUCCAGCUUUUCGCCCGAUCUCUUUGGAUACAAUGGCAACUUUUCCGUCGACACGAUGGACACAGAGAACUGGUAUGGUUUUCUCAACAUGGGUGGAGGAACCUUGUGA